Cladophialophora bantiana CBS 173.52 is the source of this 2670-nucleotide messenger RNA. RefSeq lists its product as uncharacterized. The transcript is spliced from 3 exons. The record is from RefSeq and is a predicted model, not a curated record. Lineage: Eukaryota; Fungi; Ascomycota; Eurotiomycetes; Chaetothyriales; Herpotrichiellaceae. The coding region runs from base 1 to 2670 and encodes 889 amino acids. Gene Ontology annotation, biological process: carbohydrate metabolic process.
AUGGAACGAGGUGGUCCCAUCGUGUCGGACGUGCGAUUCGAGCACUGUCAACCAGGUCACACUCUGGGACUUCCGUACGAUCGACCCCGUCUAUCCUGGAAAUUUUACAAUGUUGACUCGGCCUUCCAGCAGGCAGCCUACGAGGUCGAAGUCUGCGCUCCGAGUACAGGCACGGGAAUGACGCUGUUAUGUUGCCGCAAAGUCAACUCGAGCCAGUCGCAGCUGGUCCCUUGGCCUCACGACGAAGCAUUGAUAUCAAGACAGGAAGUUUCUGUGCGCGUCAGAAUUUGGUCAUGUGACGGUUCUUCUUCUCCAUGGAGUCAGCCAGCAACAUUCGAGACUGGACUUCUGACACGGGCAGAUUGGCACUGUCAACGGAUUGCUGCACCUGGCAUAGCGCCAACUGCAGGGCAUUUCGCGGAGCAACUCUUCCGCAAAGCAUUCUGGCUCCGGUCCCGUGUUCGCCGGGCAAGGCUGUACGUUACAGCCCAAGGCUUGUAUCAAGCAGAAAUCAAUGGACAGCAGAUUGGAGACUUCCUCGCACCCGGAUGGACAAACUACAACCAUCGAAUCCUCCAUCAAACUUAUGAUGUGACCCACCUGCUGACACGAUCGCCGGAAGAGAACUGCAUUGGCCUACGGCUCGCGGAAGGAUGGUUCUCUGGAAGACUGGAGAUUGUCUACGACGAUCAGAGCUCAGAGCGGAUCUGCACGGACAAAACAUGGCUCACCACGGCAGGUCCAGCCACGGCCGCGGAAAUCUACGACGGAGAGAAGUACGACGGCACCGCCGAAAUCGACGGAUGGUCACAGCCAGGCAAUCCCACCCACGAGUUCGAUCCCGCCCUCUGGCGUGAAGUGGGCGAGAAACCACCGCUCUCGGACACUAUUCAGAUCGUCCCGGACUUUGGAGCACCGGGUACUCGUAAGCAAACGAUCGCGCCUGUUCAGAAAAUCAUCACGCCCUGCGGGAAAGUGGUCCUCGACUUUGGUCAGAAUCUGGUGGGCUACGUACGGAUCAAGGCUGUAAAGGGGAAAAGAGGAGACCGGAUCUCUCUUGAACAUGCAGAGGUGAUGGAAAACAACGAGCUGGGGCGACGACCACUCCGGAUCUGUCAAGCCCUGGAUCAGUAUACUUUGAAAGGCACCGAGUCUGGGGAACAGUGGGAGCCUAGGUUCACCUUCCAUGGCUUCCGUUACUGCCAGGUGGACGGCUGGCCAGUCGAGGCGCCUGAGCUGCAAGACUCGCUGGUUGCCGUCGUGUGCCACAGCGAGAUGGAGCCUAUCGGCCACUUUCGUUGCUCGGACAAGAUGCUGAACAAGCUGCACGAAAACACCGUGUGGAGCAUGAAAGGCAACUUCCUCUCCAUCCCUACAGACUGCCCCCAACGCGACGAGCGUCUGGGCUGGACUGGGGACAUUGCAUUGUUUGCACCAUCUGCGGCCAAGCUGUACGACUGUUACAGCUUCUUGCAAAAUUGGCUGGUCGAUGUUGUCUACGAACAGGACCUUCGCGGUGGAAUCCCCCCUCUCGUUCCACCAAACGCGUUUCAAGGACUCGAGUUUUGGGGCGACCCAUGGCCGUGUUCAAUUUGGCACGACGUCACCAUCCGCGUGCCCUGGGCAUUGUAUGUCGCCUCGGGAGACCAGGACAUCCUGGCCAGAAACUACGGGAGCAUGAAGACUUGGCUCACGCAGAUCCCACGGGAUAUGAAGACGACAACAGCCAAUCGUCUCUGGGACAGAGAGUGCUUCCAACUAGGCGACUGGUUGGAUCCGUCUGCGCCGCCAGACAAACCUGCAACCAGCCAAACAGACGCGACGCUAGUGGCAGAUGCCUUCUUGGUGCAUAGUAUGGACCUUGUCUGUCAAAUCGCAGAGGUCCUGGGUGACACGGAGGGAGCCAGGGUGUUCGAAGCCGAAGCACACGCCACGCGCCAGCAAUUCGUCCACGAGUACAUCAGCGCCAGCGGUCGCGUAGUCUCCGAUUCGCAAACGGCCUACGCACUAACCAUCUGCUUUGAUCUCCUCCCCACGGCCGCACAGCGAGCGAAUGCAGGCGAACGGCUGGCAAAGCUCGUCCGCCAGGAGCACUUCAAGAUCAACACCGGCUUCGCGGGCUCUCCGUUCAUCUGCGAGGCCCUGGUACGAGUCGGACACGCUGCUGUAGCAUAUGCCAUGUUGCUCAAUCGAGAGUGUCCCUCGUGGUUGUACCCGGUCACAAUGGGCGCGACGACGACGUGGGAGCGUUGGGAUAGCAUGCUUCCCGACGGCUCCAUCAAUCCCGGCGAGAUGACCUCGUUCAACCAUUACUCCCACGGGGCGGUCAUCUCCUUCCUGCACGAACGACUGGCCGGCCUCCGGUGUGUGGAGCCAGGCUGGAAGAAGAGUCGCGCCGCUCCGGUAAUCUCAGGCGGCAUCACCGGUGCGGAAGUCAGCUACAACACUCCCUACGGGAAAGUGGGCUGCUCAUGGAGCAUUGAAGGCGAGCAGUUUACCUUGACUGUCGAAGUCCCUCCAACGACCACCAUGGAAGUAGUCCUGCCGGCCGAGAGUGGUGGGCGGACCGAGCUCGUCAAGGCCGGAAAGUGGACCUUUUCUGGUCGUCAUCGACCCGACCGUGCUUGGCCGGUGACACCAAUUUCGAAGAUGCCUUGGGCAGAAGGCUAG